Messenger RNA from Lampris incognitus (smalleye Pacific opah), 858 nucleotides. RefSeq names its product G0/G1 switch 2 (gene g0s2). Bases 112 to 459 code for a protein of 115 amino acids. NCBI's taxonomy places the organism in Eukaryota, Metazoa, Chordata, Actinopteri, Lampriformes, Lampridae. The record is from RefSeq and is a predicted model, not a curated record. The transcript is spliced from 2 exons.
GUCCGCUUUAUAACUAGGAGCGCUGCGCAAUCAACUGUGCACUUAGCUCCGGAGAAGGCCAACACAAACUACAACCCUGGAGAAGGCCAACACAAACUACAUCAGGGCAAAAUGGAAAGCAUACAUGAAAUCAUCCCAUUCGCCAAGGAGAUGCUGAGCACGAAGCCCAAUCGAGGAAUGCUGAAAGUGUACCUCGUCGGCUCCGUGUUUGCUGUACUUGGGACCAUCAUUGGCCUGGUAGAGACCGUCUGCCUACCCUUGUCCUCCAGCGAACCACUAGACACCGAGAUGGCACUCAUGAUGGCCCGGGAGCGGAGGGCUCAGGAGGCGGCCAACCUGCGCAGGAUAGAAGAUGAGGAGGUCCAGAUGACGCAGGAGGUCACACAGAAGGACGCUCCUCUCGCAAAGACGCACGAGCAGGGCCACAGAAGCGUGGCUAACCGGCUGCACGCAUCCUAAAGGGGGUUCUCCUCAGGGACUUUAAAGACUUAUUUAUUAGGGACCGUGAGUUCCUGCCACGCCAAAUGCGGUGCGCCAAAACGCACGCAGUAAGCUUUAAGCAGACAGGCGAUAGUGUCUGCGCUGUCUGCGCAAUAUUGCGCCGCUUGCUAGGACUUACACAGCACCAUGGCUGCUCUAAAGUAUUCUACUGGGGCGUAUAAGGAAGCAUUAGGUCCUGCAUUGCACUGCCAAUUUCCAAAUAAGAUAUUGCAGAACGCUGUUGUGCUGUGCGCCACAGCGGUGCCUUCUGAGCGGUCACUCCUUCCUCCCGUGCCAACGCAAGUGACGUUUUGUACAUGUUUCAAUGUUGUACAUAUUAAGUGUUUUCGAUACCAAUAAAGACCUAUAAGCAUAUUA